AAAAAGAAAAAAAAAAAGAAAAAGAAAUUAUCCCAUAGAAUGGGCAUUUGUUCUUGAGAUACCAACAUUUGUGUGGCGUUUUACUGAACUUACACAUUUUAUGCACUUCGAGUAUUUUGUUUCACAUUAAAAAAAAAGAAAAAACCAUUUUAAUUACCUGAUAAAUUUGCAAGUACUGAAAAAAAUUACUCCUCUGUCAGAAAGUUUAGAUGUAGAUCUAAAUAGUGUAUAUCUAAAAGAGAAGCAAAUGAAAAAAGCUAGCAAAUGUGUACUUCAGCCAAAAAAAUGGAAUGAAUAGAAUUUACAAAACAAUACUAAUGUGACUAUAAACAUUAAUUGAAAACAAACACUUUAAGGACGAUUGGAGGAUGGGAAUAAAGUAUUAGGAAGAGUUCUCAUGGAUUCCUCGGCAGGGGACCCCUGUAGGGCUGGGCAUGUAAUUGUGUCCUUUGGACCGUUUCCCCUUCGUUCUACCCCAGGCUAGUACUUGCGGAAUAAGAGAUAUCCACCCAGCCGUACCGAGGCUCAGACAGAGACGGGGCAGACUCGUUAUUCUCUUGGCACAGUCUUGUAGGACUUUCCCGCCACGCCACUUGGGUGAGAGGCCCACGCCCUGAACUGCUGAAAACAAUCGCACCAUCCCGCCGGGGCAUUUCGGCAGCGUUCCAGGCGCUGGACUACAUUUCCCAGGGGCCGUCGGGGCCAACGCUACUUGCAGCCUAAGAUGGCCUAGGCUCACUGUUCUAUUCCCAGGGCUGGGCGCAGGUUUGUAGAGAUAGGGCAGCCUACAGGCCGCCGCUGAAGCGUGCUAAACGCGGCCUGGAAUGCUCGGAAGCUCUCUACCGCAAAUGUGAGCGGUGUGUGGGCGAUGGUCUUUGCCUAGCGAGGUGAUGGGGCUCAAGUUCAGGGCCGGUUAAUGGAGGCCAGGAUAUCUCGGACUGUUAAAGGCUGCCCAGGCUCCGGACUACAUUUCCCAGAGUGCACCGUUCCCCCGGCAACUUCCUGUCAGCCCUCUGUCCCUUUCGCAAAGAUAGGGAAAUAGGGGAACCUUUCACCAUCAACGGACGGCAGGACAGGAAAGAGCCAAGGUCCCAGACAGUGCUGAAGCAUCAUGAGACCUCUCCGCAUCUGGGCAUGGAUGCGUGGCCAACUCUGGAGCCCAAGCUGUUGCUUCCUGGUCUGGUGGUGAAUCCUCCGUAGUCUGCUCUGCUUUCUCAGCACAUUGCUUCACCAACAGAAGAAUCGAGAGGAGGACCGGUAGACUUGGAAUGUUAAGUCAUGGCUCAUUUGAUGUUCAGGGACGUGGCUAUAGAUUUCUCUCAAGAGGAGUGGGAGGGCCUGGACCUGAAACAGAGGGAUUUAUAUAGAGAUGUGAUGUUGGAGAACUACAGCAACAUGGUUUCACUGGGUCUUUGCAUUUAUCAGCCAGAUGUGUUCUCUUUAUUGGAGAAAGGGAAAGAGCCCUGGAAGAUUUUGAGGGAUGAGACAAGAGGACCUUGCCCAGACAUGCAAUCCAGGUGUCCGAUCAAGAAGUUAUUACCAAAAAAUGGCAUUUUUGAGAGAGAAAUAGCCCAACUGGAAAUAAGGAAAAUUUGUAAAAACCACAGCCUUGAAUGUUUGUGUUUUAGAGGUGAUUGGGAAGGCAAUGUUCAGUUUCAGACACUACAAGAUAAUCAAGAGGAAUGUUUCAAGCAGGGGAUACUCACCUAUGUUAAAAUGCCCACUUUUAACCGACACCCAGCCUUUAAUCUACACCAGAGACUUAACACAGGAGACAAACUGAAUGAAUUUAAAGAAUUGGGGAAAGCCUUUAUUUCUGGCUCAGAUCGUACUCAACAUCAGUUAAUUCACACAAGUGAGAAAUUCUGUGAAGAUAAAGAAUGUGGAAAUACCUUUCUUUCCGAUUCGGAGGUUACUCAAUAUCAGACAGUUGACACUGUUAAAAAAACAUAUGAAUGUAAAGAAUGUGGGAAGUCUUUUAGUUUACGUUCGAGUCUUACUGGUCAUAAGAGAAUUCAUACCGGAGAGAAACCUUUUAAAUGUAAGGAAUGUGGAAAGGCCUUUAGAUUUCAUUCACAACUUAGUGUCCAUAAGCGAAUUCAUACUGGUGAGAAAUCUUACGAAUGUAAGGAAUGUGGGAAGGCCUUUAGUUGUGGCUCAGAUCUUACUCGACAUCAGAGAAUUCAUACCGGUGAAAAACCCUAUGAAUGUAGUGAAUGUACAAAGGCCUUUAGUCAGCGAUCACAUCUUAUUAAACAUCAGAGAAUUCACACCGGUGAAAAACCUUAUGAAUGUAAGGAGUGUGGGAAAGCUUUUACUCGUGGGUCACAUCUAACUCAGCAUCAGAGAAUUCAUACUGGUGAGAAAUCUCAUGAGUGUAAGGAAUGUGGAAAAGCCUUUAUUCGUGGUUCAAAUCUUGCUCAACAUCAGAAUGUUCAUGUUGGUAGGAAACCUUAUGAAUGUGAGAAAUGUGGGAAAGCCUAUAUCUGGAGCUCACACCUUGCUCGACAUCAGCGAAUUCAUACUGGUAGGAAACCUUAUGAAUGUAAGCAAUGUGGGAAGACUUUUACUUGGGCUUCAUAUCUUGCUCAACAUGAGAAAAUUCAUAAUGAGAGGAAAUCCUAUGAAUGUAAAGAAUGUGGAAAGACCUUUCCUCAUGGCUCAGAGUUGAAUCGACAUCAGAAAAUUCAUACUGGUGAGAGAAACUAUGAAUGUAAGGAAUGUGGAAAGACCUUUUUUCGUGGUUCAGAACUUAAUCGACAUCAGAAAAUUCAUACUGGAAAGAGGCCAUAUGAAUGUGAAGAAUGUGGGAAAUCUUUUAUCUGGGGUUCACAACUUACUCGACAUCAGAGAAUGCAUACUGGUGAGGAACCUUAUGUAUGUAAAGAAUGUGGGAAAUCUUUUAUCUGGGGUUCACAGCUUACACGACAUAGGAGAAUUCACACUGAUGGAGAACCUUAUGGAUGCAAGAAAAGUAGCCACAUCUUUAGUCACCAUUCAUAUUUUGCUGAACAAAAAAUUCAUAAUGGUGCAAAUCUCUGUGAAUGGACAGACUAUGGGAACACCUUUUGUCAUGAUUCAAACUUUGCUGAACACCAGAAUAUUUACACUUUUGAGAAAUCCUAUGAAUUUAAAGAUUUUGAGAAAGCAUUUUCUUCAAGCUCUCACUUCAUUUCACUCUUGUGA
Messenger RNA from Sapajus apella (tufted capuchin), 3186 nucleotides. It is a transcript of the gene ZNF790, whose product is annotated as zinc finger protein 790. The transcript is spliced from 6 exons. The coding region runs from base 1279 to 3186 and encodes 635 amino acids. The record is from RefSeq and is a predicted model, not a curated record. Lineage: Eukaryota; Metazoa; Chordata; Mammalia; Primates; Cebidae. Gene Ontology annotation, biological process: regulation of DNA-templated transcription.